AUGGGAGGAGCUACCAACCUACCUCCUGGUUUCCAUUUCUUCCCUUCAGAUGAAGAUCUCGUCGUCCAUUUCCUCCGUCGCAAAGUGGCCAACCUCCCAUGCCGCCCUGACAUCGUCCCGACGAUACUUCUGCACCGCUACGAUCCGUGGGAAUUGAAUGGUUUGCAUUCUCAGCCAUCUCUCUAUUGUUAUAUAUGCAUGGUAAAAAUCGUGUGCGUACAACAGCUGAUAAUCUUCUUCCAAGGAACCGCGCUGCAAGCUGGAAACCAAUGGUAUUUCUUUAGCCAUGCCGCGCAAAGCAGAACCUCUCCGGCUGGGUACUGGAAUCCCGUUGGUGCCGAUGAAACAGUAACAAGCAGUGGCUGUAUUGUCGGCGUGAAGAAGACGCUCAUCUUCUGCACUGGAGAGCCUUUCAAAGGUUUCAAAACAAACUGGAUCAUGCAUGAGUACCACCUUCAAGAUGGAGGAUACAAUGUCAGCGGUAGCAGCACCCCAAGUAGCUCAAGCUCCAGUAGGAAAUCCCAGAGGAAGAGACUUCACUCAAGCACGGAGUCCAACAGCUGGGUGAUAUGUAGAGUGUUCGAAUCAAGUUGCGGUUCACAAGUGAGCUUCCAUGAUGAGGGCACAGAGCUUUCAUGCUUAGAUGAGGUGUUUUUGUCGUUAGAUGACUAUGAAGAAGAGAGUCACUACACAGUAAAGUGA
Miscanthus lutarioriparius is the source of this 702-nucleotide messenger RNA. Lineage: Eukaryota; Viridiplantae; Streptophyta; Magnoliopsida; Poales; Poaceae. The record is from the annotation of a GenBank genome assembly.